Molecule: messenger RNA, 1110 nt
Organism: Parnassius mnemosyne (clouded apollo)
Lineage: Eukaryota; Metazoa; Arthropoda; Insecta; Lepidoptera; Papilionidae
Source: the annotation of a GenBank genome assembly
CUGAUCUAUACAGGCUCCUCUGGUGGAGAGAACGGUGUGGCAGUGGUGCUCGCCGAGCAUUUCCACGAUAGCUUCUUGGAAGUUAGACGCAUAUGCGACCGACUUAUGGUAGUAAGGUUGCUUAUUGAGGAGGUCGUGACCCACUUAAUAAGUGCCUACGUCCCACAGGUCGGCUGCAGCGACGCGGAUAAAACGCUGUUUUGGGAUCGGCUCGAAGAUGUACUACGCGGCAUACCGUUGUACCACGAUGUCGUUUUGGAUGGCGACCUGAACGGUCAUGUGGGCGAGGUGCAGGGGGAGUAUGAACGUGUCCAUGGCGGCUAUGGUUACGGCCGAAGAAACGCAGAGGGGGAAACCAUCCUCAGAACCUGCACUGCAGCUGACCUGGCCGUGGUGAACACGUACUUCAAAAAGAAAACCGAGCACCUGAUUACCUUCAGGAGCGGUCGGAACGCCACUCAAAUCGACUAUCUACUGAUCAGGAGAAGUCAUAUCAGUAGCGUGGCCAACUGUAAGGUCAUACCCGGUGAGUGUCUCACUGCCCAACACCGACUUCUUGUCAUGGACCUCUGCGUAAAACCCCUUCGCAGACACACCGAACUUUGCCUGCUUUGGUGGCUGCAGGAUCAAACCAGAUACUCAAAGUUUGAAUCUGCCGCUGGGAAUAUUAGUCUCGACACAGCAGGCAAGUCCGUCCAAGAGUGCUGGAAAACCAUUCAGACAGCAAUCACAAAGACGGCAAAGCAAGUUCUCGGCGUGGCGAAAGGGGGCCGCAAAAUCGACAAGGAGACCACCAGGUGGGACGCCACAGUCCAGGGUUCAUUACGGGAGAAGAAAGCGCUCUUCAAGACGUGGCAAGUGACCAAAUCUCCUGAAGAUCGCGCAUCUUACAAGACAGCGAAAAGAGCUGCCAAGAAAGCUGUAGCCAGAGCCAGGCGUGACCACUUGCAACCAUUAUAUGCUAAGUUGGACACUCCUGAGGGGCACAAGCUCAUAUAUAAACUGGCGCGCUCUAGGGCCAAAGCAGCGCAAGAUAUUACUCGCUGCUGCAGCGUCAACGGCCCUAAUGGCGAGCUCCUGUACGAUGAUCGUGCGGUGAAGGAGAGAUAG